Drosophila subpulchrella is the source of this 4484-nucleotide messenger RNA. RefSeq names its product RNA-binding protein 7. Gene Ontology annotation, cellular component: nucleus. Gene Ontology annotation, biological process: regulation of alternative mRNA splicing, via spliceosome. Gene Ontology annotation, molecular function: single-stranded RNA binding. The transcript has 6 exons. The coding region runs from base 78 to 797 and encodes 239 amino acids. NCBI's taxonomy places the organism in Eukaryota, Metazoa, Arthropoda, Insecta, Diptera, Drosophilidae. The record is from RefSeq and is a predicted model, not a curated record.
UCUCUAACGUAAAGACUUGGCAAUACUGUUUAUAUCGAAAGAAGUAAAUUUGUUUAUUUGUGAAAGAAAUUCACCAAAUGGACCUGCAAGUGUUAAUGCAGCAAAUGUACAGUGGUGCAGCGGGCAUGCCGAUGAUGAUGCCGCCUCCACACCUAAAUGGAUACGGAUACGGGCAGCAGCAGCAGCCAUUUUGCCCUUUUCCCCUCAACGGGAACGGCGACCAGGUUGUCGAAGAAGUGGAGGACCAAGACGAGGAAGAGGACGAGGAGCAGCGCACUCUGUUCUGCGGCAAUCUCGACGAGCGCGUGACGGAGGAGAUCCUGUACGAGGUGUUCCUGCAAGCCGGACCCAUCGAGGGAGUGCGAAUACCCACGGACAACACGGGCCGACAACGGAACUUCGGUUUUGUCACCUACCAGCGCCUCUGUGCGGUGCCCUUUGCCCUGGAUCUGUAUCAGGGCCUGGAAUUGUUCCAGAAGAAGGUUACCAUUAAGCACCAGGGCGCCGACAAGGGCAAGCAGCCGCCUGCAUUCAACCAGAGUCGACUGCGCAAUCCGUUCAUGCUAGAGCCACCUCCGCAGGCGUCGCCUCCGCUCCACGGCCGCCACAGUUUGCAUGGCGCCAAGCCCUACGAUCGCAAUCCCUACGGGAACAACGGAGAUCAGCGGCGCCGCAGUGACAGUUCCGUGAUGGACCGCAACCGGCCGAGGAUGCAACCGCAGCAACACCACCAACACAUGCAGGGUGGCAACAGGAGGUCGGACCAGCGGCAGAACAACAAACGCAGAUUGCUUUGAGAUUGAAUCAUGCUUUUAAUUAGUUUUUAUAUAUAGCUUAAGAAUACACAGCAGGUAACUUUAAGGUAAACUCAAGUUUGUAAUUUUAUUAAGUUUGCCCAAACUAUGAAGGAUUGCGCCCAUCUCCUCCUCCACCGCCCGGCUGUCCUGGUGUCAGAGUGGUCGUAGCAAACUUUUUUAGGUCAAUCGCAUCAACAAUGUGGGCGCCGAUUCCUUAAUAUUUACCUUGACUUGAGGGAUUGUUUAUAACUAAAAAGCAUAUUUGUUGACAAUGCUCGUCCUGGUUUCGUUAACCGCUCGUGCGCUCUAACCAACUAAAUAAACCAGCAGCAAAGUUUCGGACCAAUCAACACAGUUUACAUGAGAUAAUAACAAUAUUUUUAUUAGUCUACGGUUAAAUCUAGAAUACACUCUAGAUUAAUGUAAAUUCAAAGUUAGUGCAUGUGCCCUAAACAUAUAAGCUUCCAGUGGCUUCGACUACUAAACCUAUGCUGUACAGAUCGACAUCGACACCUACGGAAAUCAACGCGUGAUGCUCCUCAGGGUCUUCUCCACGUUCCUGUAGGUGCGCGGCGGUAUCACCUCCAGGAGCAGUCGCUGGUAAUUGUGGUGCUCGGAGAGGGCCCGGAACAAGGACUUGGCGUAGCUGCGGGUCUCUAAACUGCCCUCUAGCAGCAGAUUGGCCCCCACCACAAAGAACUUGUCGCGGCUCUCGCGGCCCAUGGCGUAGAUGCGGUCGCUGCCCAGUCGCUCUACAAGUCUGAAGAGCAGCUUUGCUGAUGUGGUGCGCACCAGGGCGUUCUGGUGUUGUGCUCCCUUCGCCGCCAGGAUGUUCAGUACCUUCUGCGGCUGUAAGUGAUCCACCAUCGACUCUAGGGCACGAGUGGCGUCGGCGCGGAUAAAACGGUUCGUGUCGGCGGUGCGGUGCAGAAGAGCACACACCAAAUCAUCGCACUCAAGCUGCAGACUGGUGGACUUCAGGGAGAACAACUCUGCAGCUGCUUGGCAGGAAGCUCGAGCCACUUGGGAGCGCAGAUUCCGGACUGAGCGGGUGAGCUGGAUGCAGGUCAUGUGCAUCUGAUUGUCCAGAGUGUCGGUAUGGUAGCGGAUCAGACGCACCAUGCUUUUCAAGCCGGUCAUGUUCAUCUCCCAGUUGCUGGAGUCCAGCUGGUCAAACGUCUUUAGCAAAGCCUCGCGGGGCUUAUCAAAGCGCGCCAUAUUCUGCGGGAAGAGCUCCGCCUGGGACAUCUUGAUAGCCUGCUUUACGGGCGAGACCCGUCGCUGAGCACGCAGGAAGUACGAAGUCUUCGCCUUCUGCUUGAGCGGGGUGUGUUGUACCUUCCCGGGAAUACUUAUGUUUCCCAAAUGAGAACCAGACUGCGAGGUGUUGUCAGUGGUGCUUGUGCUGGUGUCCAGAGAUCCCUGCUUAGAGCCGGGUCGUGCUCCAUAAAUCGAGUCCAAGGAAAUGCUGCGUGAAUGGAUCACUCUUUCUUCGUGCAUUGGAACCAACUUUGGGCCAAAGGCGUUGUCUCCGGGGGCGAUGACUCUAGCUCGUGCUGUACUUCUUCGACUACCACGAAACUGUUGCUGCCCUCAAUGUCCUCCUCAAUGGGCAAUGAUUUCACUGACUGAGCUCGCGAGAGUUGCGGUGUAGUGUCCUCCAACUGAGUUUUAAUGCUCUCCGUUUUGCUGUGAAGGCUGUUUACGCUUCCGGUCAGCUUAAGCGACUCCUCAUGGGCAGGAGGUUCCGUCUGGUCCUCAAUGUCGUCCACCACCAACUCCCCGAAGGCUUCGACAGGAUCCUGCUGACGGUUCAGAAAUUCCAUCUUGGACUCGUUCCCGUCCCCAGUAGAUGAGGAUGACCGCUUGCCCAUCUCGCUUUGGCUGCCACUCGACUUCGCCGAGGCUGUCGACUUUUGCGAAUAGCUGGUGGACCUUACGGAGAGGGGAGAGCCGUCUGUCAUGUCUUUGACCGCCGUUUCCAAGGGCUGAACUGCCCUCGGUGUUUCCCUAUUAUGUGGGAGCAGAGAAUAGAAUUUCUGGUUAUAUCUGCCGGUGGCCGAAACACGGCAAAAGUGGACUUAUCAUCGACCAGCUGGCUUUCUGUAUCAAUUUGCAUCGAUUUUCUGGACUCCAGAGCCGUGUCGGUGCAGCAAGUGCCGCAGACCGAACUGUGACCACAAAGAGCCCCGCGGAGUGUGGAGUGAGCCUCCGUGGCUCUGUGGCAGAUGCAUGCCCUAACAGAGUGGAAAAAAAUACGUGUCCUACGCAGCAGAUCAGAGGGCUGCGCACCACAGGAAAACACAUUCUGCAUUUUUCAGCGCCAGCCAAUUGGACAAUUAUCCUGCCUAUUUUCUACUGGGCACCACGACACAUCCUCGAGUAAACCGCAAUUGGCGACCACUCCAAGCAACGCGACUUCACUGACUGUUUGCAAUGCUCGUCGCCAGUCGUUUUGGCCACUUCAAAUGAAUUUCCAUACCGGGAACCAACAAGCCAAAGUUUCAAAACGAAAAACAGGACAUUGCGUUUUCCAAGCAAUCACACGACCACACACCAAGCGGUUAAAACCCCCGUCCACCCACAGGGUGUCAAGCCAAAGCCGCGGAAAGGUCGUGGAAUGGACUAGCGCUAACCAGCAACGAACGUCCAAGCUAACUGGCCACAGGUCUUCGCCGAGCAGUGGCAUUUGCCGCAAGGCGUUCCGGAUUCUAUACAAGCACCGCUUAGUCAUCUUCGGACUUCUUCGUUUCAUCGUGGAAAGUCACGAAGUCGGCAAUACAACAAGUUGCUAUAUCCCCACGAGAACUUUAAAGUUAUAAUAAGGGAACUAAUUAUCCUACCUGUGGAACCCAUCCUUCUUGUUUUUUGCCUCCGUGCUCUCCAAUACGUCGCGCUGACUGGUUGCAGCCCGCAUGCGUCGCCUUUUGAUGGUAUUUGGCGAGGCGGAGCCCUCCCCCUGAUAGAUCCAAUCCACAUCUGCUCCAGAACGCCUGGAUCCAGGUUGAUCAGUCUGGUUAAAAACAAAGAGCACGCCACUGUCGGGCGUGACAAUGGGCAGCUGCAGGCGCGAGAGGCGCACACUGGCCGCCUCCAACACUUGGGGUCCGAGCUCCACGCCGGCGGUCGUCUCCGAGACAAUAGCUAGGACCUCGUUUAUGGAUGAGAUAUCGGCAAGGACUGCCAGCACCUCCAGGGCCGCCUGUCGCACGCGUCGCUUGCGAUUGAGCAAAGAGUAUACGGUCUGAGCCGUCAGGAGGCUGAUGUCGAAGCAAGUGCCCGGAAAGGUCAUCAGGGCGAAGAUGGACACCUGAAGCGCAUGGUCCCGGAACUGAGGAAUUCUGGCGAUGUCAGCUUUGCUACAAUGGUGCCAGCGGGGAGGCGCUGCAUCAGGGCCUUGCAGACUCUGUUCGCUCCAGCAUUGCCCUGGCGACACAGUCCCGUCAAUAUCUGCGGUGUGCGCUCCUCCAAGUUGUCCAGGGGCAGUCGUGAGAUCAGGUUAACUAGCAACUCCCGCUUCAACUCGGACACCUCGAAGUGGCGUUCGGACGAGAGGAGGGUUCGGAGCAGACUAUCCAGAUACGGUAGUGUGAUGGCCAAGUUGCUCGACGAGCUCAGGGCGAGCUCCAGUUGGGCGAUGCCCAUUAGGCGAUUGCGCCAAUCCUUCGAGUGAAAAAAUAAGUACGG